AAACAAGAAAUAGCAGAGAGAAAGCAACAAUGGCGUCGUCCUCAACAACAACCUUCUCUUUUGCUUUCAAAGUCUCACCCCCAAUUGCUCGCUCUUCUACUACUAGUCUUCAUACCUCUCCUACCAUUGUUCGCCUCUCACAAUUCACCAAGAAAACCUCACUCAACCUCAGUUCCUCACACACCAUAUCUGGUUUCUCCCCAAUCCUUCCUCGUCUCACCUUUCCCACUCAAACCCCCCAAUCUCUCACCGUCGUCUUUGCAAAAGGCUACAAAAUGAAAACCCACAAGGCUUCGGCGAAGCGAUUUGAGUCACGGGUAGUGGGAAGAUUAUGAGGAGAGCUGGGUAGCAGCAUUUGCUUAGAAAGAAGAAUACCAAGAGGAAACUGCAACUCACAGCCCUAGAUUGUGGGUACAAGCUUGAUUCCUCUUUUCAGCCAUCACAGCCCUCACCUACCUCAGUCUCACCUUCAGCUAAUACUAAAGCCUAUGUUGCCUCUACUUCAAACUCAGGCUAACAGCAGUCUAAUUCAAAUUGGUUUCUUGAUUCCGGAGCUACUAGUCAUAUGACAAAUGAUCUCAGCAAUCUUUCUUUUUAUCAGCCUUAUCAGGGGCUAUUGGUGAUGG
Camellia sinensis is the source of this 626-nucleotide messenger RNA. Lineage: Eukaryota; Viridiplantae; Streptophyta; Magnoliopsida; Ericales; Theaceae. The record is from RefSeq and is a predicted model, not a curated record.